Molecule: messenger RNA, 11563 nt
Organism: Centropristis striata (black sea bass)
Lineage: Eukaryota; Metazoa; Chordata; Actinopteri; Perciformes; Serranidae
Product: laminin subunit alpha-3-like
Exons: 77
Coding region: 180-10418 (3412 amino acids)
Biological process (GO): cell adhesion; regulation of embryonic development; regulation of cell migration
Cellular component (GO): basement membrane
Molecular function (GO): signaling receptor binding
Source: RefSeq, a predicted model, not a curated record
GAGCACAACUUCAACAGUAGGAGACCAACCUAAAGCUUUGUCACUGACAGUAGCGGACGUGUACUGAGCCUCGCGCGUAACUCGCGCAGUCCCUCGGGCGCAUUUCAUGGAAAUCUAUAGAUGACGACCUGCACGCUGCGGGUUGCUCUCGGCAUCUACUGGGAUCUCUAACGUGGAACAUGGCGAGAGGGAUGAGAGGAGCUCAUCUCCUCGCUAUAUUUUUUACAUUUUUAGUAACACUUUUCAGGAACGCAGAUGCACAAGGAACUUCUAAUGACUUAACAGGUUUUAGUUUGAGUCCUCCGUAUUUCAACCUCGCUGAGGGGUCUAGUAUCUCUUCCACAGCAACCUGCGGUCAGGAUGCGGCUGGGACACCGACGUAUGAAUUAUACUGUAAGCUUGUCGGAGGCGCGACCACCGGACAUCCUAAUCAAAAUAUACAGGGUCAGUAUUGUGACUACUGCAACUCCGUUGACCCAAACAAAGCCCACCCAGUGACCAACGCGAUCGAUGGGACAGAGCGGUGGUGGCAGAGCCCUCCUCUCUCCAGGGGACUGGGCUACAACGAGGUGAAUGUUACCCUGGACCUUGGGCAGCUCUUCCAUGUGGCAUACAUCCUCAUCAAGUUUGCUAAUUCACCUCGACCUGACCUCUGGGUGCUGGAGCGCUCUGUAGACAACGGGAGAACCUUCAUACCUUGGCAGUAUUUUGCACAUUCAAAGCGUGAGUGUAUUGAAAUGUUUGGAAAGCAGCCCAAUGCUCGUAUAGUACAUGAUGAUGACCAGCUCUGCACCACAGACUACUCUCGGAUCGUGCCUUUGGAGAACGGAGAGAUUGUGGUGUCUCUGGUCAACGGUCGACCAGGGUCCAAAAACUUCACCUACUCGCCAGUGCUGCGAGACUUCACAAAGGCCACCAACAUCCGCCUGCGCUUCCUCCGCACCAGCACCCUGCUGGGCCACCUCAUCUCUAAGGCCCAGAGAGAUCCCACCGUCACACGCAGGUAUUACUACAGUAUCAAAGACAUCAGCAUCGGUGGACGCUGCGUUUGUCACGGGCAUGCACAGGUGUGUGGCGGGGGUCGAGACCAGGGCAACCCAAACAGACUCCAGUGCGAGUGCCAACACAACACAUGCGGGGAGUCGUGUGACCGCUGCUGCCCAGGCUUCAGCCAGAAACCAUGGCGUGCCGCAACUGUUGACAGCCCCAAUGAGUGUCUUCCCUGCCAGUGUUUCUCCCAUGCCUUCGACUGUUAUUACGACCCAGAGGUGGAAAAGAGGAGAGCAAGUUUAGACACCUUCGGCAGGUACGACGGAGGAGGAGUGUGCAUCAACUGCCAGCACAACACUGAUGGAGUGAACUGUGAGCGAUGCCUUGAAGGUUUCUUCAGACCUUUUGGAGUUCCUUCAGAGUCUCCCACUGGAUGUAUACCCUGCAGGUGUGAUGAAAGGACUACAGCCGGCUGUGAAAUGGGGUCUGGAAGAUGUAUCUGCAAGCCACAAUUUGCUGGAGAAAACUGUGAGCACUGUGCUGACGGACACUACUACUACCCUCAGUGCAUUCGAUAUCCCGUAUACCAGGCGACCACCAAAUCCCCUGCAGGACCUAUUGUGGGCCCCACCGCUUGCCCUGCGGGUUAUUUUGGCUCACCCAGCUGUCAGCAGUGUAUAUGUGACUACAGAGGGACAUCGCACGGGGUGUGUGACGCUUCAGGCCGCUGCCUGUGCCGCCAGGGUGUGGAGGGGCAGCACUGCGAACGCUGUCGACUAGGAUACUACUCCUUCCCAAACUGCGAGGCAUGUGUCUGUGACGGGGCUGGCGUGUCUGACACCGUGUGCAGUCCAAGUGGCCAGUGUAUUUGCUUUCCCAACUUUGCGGGGCAGCAGUGUGACGAAUGUGCACCAGGCUUCUAUGGAUACCCAGACUGUGCUGUCUGCCAGUGCUCUCCGGAAGGCUCAUCAUAUGGCAGCAUAUGCAACCCACUGUCCGGUCAGUGUCUGUGUCUCCCCGGGGUGGUGGGCCAGCAGUGUGACCGCUGUGCUUCUGGACUCAGGUUCCCCCAGUGCUCAGCCCCCAUCAUUGCAUGUAACUCCACAGGAACUGAGGUCACUGACCCUCAAACGGGCUCCUGCCGCUGCCUAGAGAACGUAGAAGGAACCCUGUGUAACAGGUGUAAACCUCUCUACUGGAAUCUAGCUACAGGAAACCCUCGUGGCUGUAUAGAGUGUCGGUGUGAUGUGAAAGGGACCCUCAGUGGUGUUGGAGAGUGUGAACAGAAUAACGGAAAGUGUCACUGUAAGCCCAACGCAUGUGGACAUGUCUGUGAAACCUGUAAGGAUGGAUACUUCCUGCUGCAGAAAAAGAAUUAUUUUGGCUGUCAAGGUUGUCAGUGUGAUGUAGGUGGUGCCAUCGGCAUGUCGUGCGAUGAGUCAUCAGGACAAUGUUGGUGUCGGAAGAAUGUUACUGGCCGCGAAUGCACUGAGCCAGCACCAAGCUACUAUUUCCCCACUCUCCACCAACUGAAGUUUGAGGUCGAGGACGGCACCACGCCAAAUGCCAGACCAGUGCGCUUUGGUUAUAGCCCCCAAGAGUUCCCAGACUUCAGCUGGAGAGGUUAUGCUAUAAUGUCUCCUGCACAGAGGGAAGUCAGAAUAACAGUACAUGUUGACCCAAAAGAUGGGAGGCAGCACUUAUUCCGUGUGGUUCUGCGGUUCACUAACCCGAGCAGCACCAGUGUGACUGGUAGCAUCAAGGCUACAGAUAACAAAGACAGUGCAGGGUCAGAUCAGAGCAAGGAAGUAAUAUUCCCUGAGAGUCCGUCCCCAUCCUUCCUCACUGUCCCAGGAGAAGGCUUCGCCGAGCCCUUUGCAUUGACCCCUGGGAAGUGGAUCAUUCACAUAAAGGCAGAGGGGGUUCUGUUGGACUAUUUAGUGCUGCUGCCCCAGGAUUACUAUGAGGCACCUUUGCUGCAGGAGAAGAUCACCCAGCCCUGCACAUACUUGCCCGCUGCAAGCAGAGAUACAAACUGCUUGUUGUAUAAGCAUGUGGCCAUGGAUGGCUUCAGCUCUACACUGGGCUCAGAAGGACAACUCUCCAACCGCAGCGGGCGCAGGAGGAGGCAGGCUCGUGUUCGCCGUCCCACGCCAGAUCACCCAGAGAUGGCCGCUCUCAGUGGCAGACAGACGCAGCUACAACUCAGUCUACGUGUGCCUCGUCCUGGCCUAUAUGCACUUGUCCUGGAGUAUGCCAGUGAGGUGGAUGCUGUCCAGAAUGUCAACAUACUCAUCAGUGGCCAAUCAGGUGGCCAGAUCCCCGCCAGGGCCAAUAUUUACAGUUGUGCCUACAGCUUUUUGUGCCGGAGUGUGGCAGUGGACAGCAGUAAUCGGGUGACAAUGUUGCAGUUUACUCACAAGACAGAUGUUCUUCUGCAAACAUCCACUGCAUCAUUCCUGCUGUAUAAAGUGUAUGCAGUCCCUGCAGAAGAGUUCUUCAUCGAAUACGUACACCCCAAGGUGCUGUGUGUCUCCACUCAUGGCCGAUUCUCUGAGGACACCCGGCACUGCAUUCUGAGGCAGUUCGACAAGCCAACCUCAGCCUGGAUUUUGUCUGCUGCCCAUGAUGGACAGCUUUCCGCGGCACCAGCUGUUUCUCCCCAACGAGGAGAGAAUGAGGACUGGAGACGGAGGAGACAGAGCGGGGUGUUCCCUCUCCGAGAACCUCAGAGUGAUGGGAUACUGCUUAAAUACCCUCAGACGAAGAUCACUUUCACUCCCAAGGUGCCCGUCCAGGACAGAUAUAUGAUUGUGGUGCAUUACCGCCAGCCUGAACAUACUUCAUUUCCAGUAGAGAUCCUAGUGGACGUAGGGCGUGAGUGGAAGGGUUCAAUAAAUGCAUCCUACUGCCCGGCCGUCUCAGGCUGCAGGGAGGUUGUGAUCGCUGAUGGGCGUAUUGCCCUCGACUUUGACCAGAAUUCUUGGCAGCUGCCCACCAUCACUGUGAUCGUGCCACCUAAGAAGACACUUAUUCUGGAUUAUAUCAUGUUGGUUCCCGAUAGCAGUUACACCCCUGAUCUCCUGAGGGAGAAGCCGGUGGGUAAAUCAGCAGAUUUCAUUCAGCAGUGUAGAGGAGAAGGCUUCUAUAUUGACCCGAGAACAUCUCCCCAGGUCUGCAGAGACUCUGCCCGCUCUCUUGUAGCAGCCUAUAAUAACGGAGCUCUGCCCUGCAAUUGUGACAAGACUGGCUCUACAGGAACCACAUGUGAUCCGAAUGGAGGACAGUGUCCCUGCAGGCAGCAUGUCAUCGGUCGACAGUGCACAAAGUGCGCCACGGGAUAUUACGGCUUCCCCUACUGCAGACCGUGUGAGUGUGGCCGCCGACUGUGUGACGAGGUGACAGGACGCUGUAUCUGCCCACCUCAGACAGUCAAACCAGCCUGCGAUGUGUGUCAGAGUCAGACUUUCAGCUAUCACCCAUUACUUGGCUGUGAGGGCUGUGAAUGCUCUCUAAAUGGCAUCAAAGAAAACGCAGGGCCUGAGUGUGACCGAACCACCGGGCAGUGCAGUUGCAAGCCGAGGAUUGCUGGCCGUCAGUGUGAUCGCUGCGCUCCAGGUUUUUAUCGCUUCCCUGACUGUGUGCCUUGUCAGUGUAAACAAGGUGGUGUCACACCUGAAAUCUGCCACCCCGACACGGGGAGGUGUCUCUGCAAGAGAAAUGUUGCUGGAGUCAAGUGUGAUACCUGUCGGGAUGGUUCCUUCUAUUUUGACCCCUCCAAUCCUCAUGGCUGCACCAGCUGUUUCUGCUUCGGAGCGACUGACCAGUGUCAGAGCUCCAGCAAGCGCAGGGGGAAGUUUGUUGAAAUGCGGACCUGGCGUUUGGAAAGCCCCGACAAGGAGGAGGUUACCUCUGUGCUGAACACAGCCAGUAACACAGUGGUGGCAGACAUCCAGGAGCUUUCCCCCACAGUUCAGACUCUACACUGGGUGGCACCAUCGGCUUACCUGGGAGACAGGGUUUCAUCUUACGGUGGUUUCCUCACCUACCAGUCUAAAUCAUUUGGGAUUCCCAGUGAGGGGAUGACCCUCAUGGAUAGGAGGCCUGAUGUUGUGCUGAAUGGUCACAAUAUGACGCUGAUCCACAUGUCUCCACAAGUCCCACUUCCAGACAGGCUAUAUCAGGGCAGAGUCCAGCUCGUGGAGGGAAACUGGCGUCAUGCUAUCACCAACAGGCCUGUCUCCAGAGAGGAACUGAUGAUGGUUCUAGCCGGUCUGGUCGGUCUGAGGAUCCGAGCCUUGUACUUUACUCAGAGCCAGAGACUCAGCUUAGGGGAGGUGGGCCUGGAGGGUGCGACCGACACAGGGACUGGAGGUCCUGGAAACACUGUGGAAGAUUGUUCCUGCCCCCCUCAGUACACCGGAGACUCCUGUGAGAAAUGUGCUCCUGGCUACUACAGAGAUGGCAGUGGGUUUUUCCUGGGGCGCUGCGUGCCCUGUGAGUGCAACGGUCUGGCUGAUGAGUGUGAAGACAGGACAGGGAGAUGCCUGAACUGUCAGUCCAACACGGCUGGGAACCGAUGUGAACGCUGCAAAGAAGGUUACUAUGGAAACGCGGCUCAGAGGACAUGCAGAGUUUGCCCGUGCCCAUUCAGCGCAAACAAUUUUGCAAUAGGUUGCAAAGAGUUCUUUGGAGACUUUGAGUGUAUCUGCAGAGCAGGCUACAGUGGAGACAAAUGUCAGAAAUGUGCUCCUGGUUACUAUGGUGAUCCACUGUCACUAGGAGGACGUUGUCGGCCCUGUAAUUGCAAUGGCAAUAGCAACAACUGUGAUUCCAAAACUGGAGUUUGCAAGAACACCCUGGAGCCGGGAGACACCAACACAGAUGAGCACUGCAAAGACUGUGAUAAUUGUGCCCAGACUUUACUGAACGAUCUGGAGAAGCUGGAUGAUGAGAUGGGAAGGAUCAAGACUCAACUGGACAACGCCACUACCAGCGCCGCCUCUCAGGAGACGCUGAAGAAGCUGGACAAGGCGGUGUCAGACACCAAGAUUCUUGUCAAGAAAUUCAGCACUGCCGUCAACACCCAAAAGUCCAGAGUCAACAAACUGGAAGAGGACGUGAGCACUCUCUCAGAUGACAUCAACUCCCUCAAAAACAAGGCAGAUAAGAAGGCUUCUGAAGCUGAGAAGGCGGUGGUAGAUGUUGGAAAAACCCACAAGAGGGCUAAAGAUCUGGACGCAGAGAUUCGUAGCAUGCUCAAGAAAAUCCAAGCUCUGCUGGACCAACUCAAGGAGGCAGGCACCAGUGGUGAUAUGGUACCCAGUGAAGACCUAGCUAAAUUGAUAGAAGAUGCCCAGCGCAUGGUGAAGACGAUGCAGGAUAGGAACUUCACCCCUCAGGAGACAGCAGCCGAGAAAGAAAGAGACGAGGCCAAGAAACUGCUAGACCACAUUAAGAAUAAUGUAAGUAAGCAGUGUGACCAGAACGAGGCAGCAGCAGAGAAGCUUCGGGGUCUUCUGAAGGGAUAUGAGGACAAACUGAAGGACCUGGAUAAGGCUCUAAAGGAGGCGGUGGACCUGCUGAAAAAAGCCAACACCCAGAACGGACUUAAUUCUCAGGCACUGGGAGAGCUGCAGAAACGUAUUAACGACUUAACAAAGGAGCGGGCAGUCGUCGCGGACCAAAUAGACAUGGCGGAAAAAGAGCUGCAGAAAACAGAGGAUUUGGUGCAAAAGCUAUCUGACAGCAAACUGGAAUAUGAACAGCUGGCAGCACAGCUGGAUGGUGCCAAGACUGACUUGACUAAGAAGGUGAAUGAGAUUGCAAAGGCUGCAGCCAAGGAGGACAUUGUGGAGGCUGCAGAGGAGCAUGCUAAAAAGCUUACCAAGCUGGCAAAGCAACUUGAGGAUGCUGUGAAGGACGCAAGUGGACGAUCUGAGGUGCGUGACGCCAAAGAUGCAAUUGAUGCCUACAAAAAUAUAACAGAUGCAAUUAAUGCGGCUGAGAAGGCAGCCAACGAGGCCAAAGAUGCUGCCCAAAACGCCUUAGACAAUGUAGAAGACCAGGACCUCAAAGGGAGAGCAAAAGCCCUGAAAGAGAACGGCGAUGAGCUCCUGAACAAUGCAAAGGACCUAGAGAGCGAUAUUCAAGACACUCAAAAGGACCUUAACGGUGCCAAGAAGCGCCUGAAGGAUGCUGACAAGAAGAAGAAAGCUCUGCAGAAUGACCUGCUAGAUGCCCAGAACCAACUAAAUAACAUUAACAGAGAUGACAUUGGUGCCAUUAUUGAUGAAGCCAAGAGGAAGGCAGCUUCAGCCAAUAACACGGCUAGCGACACUAUGGACAAACUGAAUAACAUGAAAAAGGAUAUCAGCAACAUCAAAGUGGCUUCUGGGGGUGGUAACCUGGACAAUUUAUUGAAUGAUGUGGACAAGUCAGUGAAGGACUUGCUGAAAACAAUCCCAACUCUGGAUGAUAAGAUCUCAGAGGUAGAGAACCUGACCUCGCAGUUCCCCGUUGGCAACAUAUCUGAGAACAUCAAUAAGCUCAAAGACCUCAUUGAACAAGCCCGCGAUGCAGCAAACAGGAUUGUGAUUCCGAUGAACUUCAGAGGUGAUGGCCACGUGGAGUUGCGUGCGCCAAAGAAUCUGGAGGACCUGCAGGCCUACACAGCCAUGUCUCUGUCGCUGCAGAGACCUGAUGGCACUGGAAGGGGUGAUGGAAGACGCAGACGCAGACGCAGACAGACCGCAGACGACAUGUUUGUGUUGUACCUUGGCAAUAAAGAUUCUUCUAGUAACUACAUCGGGAUGGUUCUGAGGUCCAACGUACUGUACGGUGUGUACAAGCUCAAUGGACAAGAGUACGAGAUGAGAACAGAUACCAUCACCAAGUCUUCAUCUGAGCAAUCCAAGUUCGAUAGAGUGGACCUACGCAGAAUUUACCAAGAUGCAAAGAUGAUCCUCUCCAAAGAUGUCACGUCAUCUGAUCCCAGUAAGCCAAUUGAGAUUACCAAGCAAGGACAAGAGAGCCAGAACCUCUUGGACCUCAAUCCCGCUGAUGUUGUUUUCUACGUUGGAGGCUACCCCAGCGACUUCACUCCACCACCUUCUCUAAAACUCCCCAAGUACAAGGGCUGCAUUGAGUUCUCCUCUUUCAACCACAAAGUGGUCAGUCUCUACAACUUCCAAGUGGCAGAAAACAUCAAUUUGGAGGCUGUGUGCAAGAGAUAUGUACCUCCGGAGGAUUCUAGCUUCUAUCAAGGCACAGGAUAUGGCAAAGUGUUAAUAGAAAAUUUAAAUAGUAAUCAUCUCAUCACCGAAAUGACGGUCUUGUCUCGUUCAGAAAACGGUCUGCUCUUUUACACAGAGGCUGAGGAUAUAUACGUCAUGGCAACGAUAGAGAAGGGCUUCGUUGUGCUACAUAGUAAUGGGCUCGCUGCACCAACUACAUUAAAGGACAAAGUAUUCCCGACUAAUGACUGGACAUCAUUCCGAAUCAUUAUUUCAGCGAAGUCAGUAAGGAUCCAAAUAUCCAAAACAGUGAAUGUGAAUGUACUCCUUACAUUAAAUUACAGUACAUUAAAAGAGUACUAUGUUGGUGGUGCUCCACAAGACUUGAGGGAACAACAUAACAUCACUAUGCAGCCAUUCAAAGGAUGCAUAAAGGGUAUAAAGCUGGAUAGAGACUUUAAAGAUGUUGACGUUGAAGUUGGCAUCAGCAAAGGCUGUCCUGAAGAUGCCUUGGUUUCUCGUAAAGCAGAGCUCACGAAAGGGAGCUCUCUGUCAGCUGACCUCCAAGGUUUUAGCCUGGCCAAUGACUUUACCGUCUCCCUCGGAUUCAAGAGCACAGAGAAUCAGGGUCUCAUCUUGCAAGACAAACAGGCGACUAAUGGAAUUAAUCUUGAAAUGGACAAUGGCCAUGUUGUACUCAGUUUCAAUGACAAAAAAUGGAAAUCAAACAAACAAUAUCAUGAUGGCAAGUGGCACUAUUUGACCGCAACGCAAAGAAGUGGAAGCAUGGAGCUGCUUAUUGAUGACAUCGACAAGGCUAACCUGCAGAGCGGCAGCACUUCCAUUCCUGACACAAAAGGCUCCCUGAUCCUGGGAAAAGAGACGUUCAGAGGCUGCGUUUCCAACCUCUACACAAGACGGCCGGCCAAUCUGUACAAGGCUGAGGACCUCAGCACCUUCACGUCUUCCGGCGAGGUCUUCCUGGAUGUGUGUACUGCUGACACUCUUGCUCAACUGAUGACGGACCGGUCUUUUAAGAAGGAAGUUGUGAUGCAGGCAAUAAAUGAGAGUCUAUCACCCUGUGCGUUACCAGCCCUGGUUCAAAAUGCUUAUCGCAUCGGUGGCCCUGCCAGCAGUCUGACCUACAGCCUUCUACUGCAGGUCCUGCAGCCCAAGCCUCACUUUUCUCUGGAUGUCAAGACUCGAGCUCCUGAAGGCCUGCUGUUCUUUGCUACUACCAGAGGAGGGCGCUCUCAUCUUGCUUUAUACAUAUCCAAAGGCAGGAUCAGACUGUCUGUAGGCAAACAGAAGGAGAUCUUCAACAGGGAGAAGUACAAUGAUGGAAAGUGGCACUCGGUCAUAUUCAGUUUGGAGAAGAAGAAAUUUCGAUUGGUUGUUGAUGGGAUCAGAGCCCAGGAUGGUCAGCUGACAAGCGCUGAGUUGACAUCCAUGCGGCAGUUUGUGUCACCUGUGUCCCUGGGCAGUGCUCCAGAGUCUCUUCACAAAGAGCUGAAGUCUAAGAGCCUACCGAAGCAGAGUGUGUCCGGCUGUAUCCGCAAUUUUAAAAUGAAUGGAGCACCGAUGACAAAUCCAGCCACAAUCCAAGGUGCUGGUCCCUGCUUCGAGGGACAGACACAAAGAGGCGCUUAUUUCUCAGGGAAUGGAGCACAUGUCAUUAUCAAUGAAUCCUUUGUUGUGGGCUCCGGCUUUGAGCUGUUGCUUAAUAUUCGUCCUAGAAAUCUGACUGGACUCCUGCUACAUGUCGGUGACUUCAGCAGGAACCAUUAUGGACCUGUGAUGGGCAACUAUCUCACCGUCUACAUGCUCAGAGGAGAGGUAGUGGCACGAGCGAACAAUGGCAAAGGGGAAUUCAUGGUGUCUGUGAAGCCAAAAACUUCUUUAUGUGAUGGAAUGUUUCAUAAAAUUUCAGUGAUCAAGAGGAAAAAUGUUGUGCAGCUGCAUGUGGACACAGUGGAUAAUUACAAGAUCGGACCACAAUCUUCCAUUACAACUUUGACCAAAGACUCUCUGUAUGUGGGUGGCAUUCCUGCGACGUCAAUGCAACAGAUGCUCCCUGUCACAUCGUCCUUUGUGGGAUGCAUCCAGGACAUGAGGAUCGACAGCGAACCGGUUUCUUUCGACAGGCUGUCUGGUGUAUUCGGUCCGGUCAACCUCAAAGAGUGUCCAGGCUGAUCGUCAUCACGUCUCACUGCGUCAUCAUGAAACAAACCUUGGGACCACGUCCACUGCCAACCAUGUGCAAUCUGUUACCAUGACAGAGAAUGUGUUUGUAUGUAAGAAUGUAUAUUUUAUGAGGAGUGUGUUUCAGUGUGAGUGUGUGUCUGUGAGUCUGUGUGUAAAAUAGAGAUAUGAGCAGCAGCUUACAGGUUCAUCAUAUUUGCUGCUCGGUUAAACAUUUCUGUAUUUAUUUUGUGAUUAAAUCAUGUAUCAGGGCACCAAUUUACAUAAUCGAACAGUUGUUUUACAGUCUGAUGUGUUGGUCUAUUCAUUUUCCGUUGACAAUCAAAUGCUACUGAAUAUGCUUGUGAUUGGUCGGGCUGCAGUAGGAGCAACCCAGCACUUUAAGAAAACAAAUAAUGCCUUUUGUGAUGGUGCUUUAAUAGAGAUCAACAUUAUUAGUUGAUUUUUGUUGUUUUUUUUGUUUGUUUGUUGGAAAGUUUAUACUAAAAUAAUUAAGUUUACACCCAGGGUGCUCAAUUCAGAGAAAUUUCAGGAGCUGCCUAGCUGUUUGAUAUUCAUAACCACAUGCCAGCCUCUAGAAUUCUGCAUUUAAACUGGUUUAAUAGACAUGGAGUCUUCACAAAGGCCAUGAAAUCACACGGUUUUCCCUCCAUAUACUGUAUUACUGUUUUGAAUUAAUUUUCCAUUUUGCAUUCCUUUUCAUGCAUGUGUGGCUGCCAAUGCCAGUUACACAAGAAAACAGCAUGUACUGAAGUUUGUGGAACAUUGUCUAUGAGUUGAGAACCAUUAUAGCUUCUAAUAAGUCUCACAAUUCAUGUUUGGGACCAUAGACCCAUAUAACUAUAAUAUUGAAAGUAAUAUAAGAUAAAAACAUGUAUUUGAUGUAUUUAAACUCCCCUGCAAGUGUUUACCUAUCUGCUUUGUACAUUUGUGGGAAAAUGUGUGAUAUGAGAAAAAAUAUGCAUGAUGAUUUUUACAUGCAUUCCUGUCUUGUGACCACUGAUUUGUAAGCCAUUUUGUAAUGAAUGCUCUUUAUAUAUACUUCUCAGUGCCAUUACUAGGUCUUUUGAUGUAUUGAAACAUGCAUUUUCACAGAUAUCCGGGAUUAAAUGUUCUCUAAAUUAUUCUCAGCAAAA